AGUACGUUAAAGGAGGGCAUCACGCAAAUUUACAAUCGAGAGCCCAGUCUUACCAUGGCUCAGUAUAUGGAUUUAUACACGAUCGUGUACAAUCACUGUACCACCGACACAAAGUCCAAGAAAGAUAAGGCUCAUAAUUCGGAAACAGAAAAUAGUAACAAAUCAACACUGAUUGGUCAAGAACUCUAUAGUCGGGUAAUGAAGUUUCUUGAGAAUUAUCUGACCGAGUUGUUGAAGAGUGGCUCGAAUUUGGUCGACGAAGAAGCGGUAUUGAAAUUCUACACCACAAAAUGGAGUGAGUACCGAUUCUCCAGUCGUGUAUUAAAUGGUGUAUGUGUUUACCUAAAUCGUCAAUGGGUGCGUCGCGAAUGUGAAGAAGGCCAUAAAGGCGUUUUCGAAGUCUAUCAGGUGUCAUUGAUUAUAUGGCAGGAUCAUCUUUUCAAACAUUUCAACACACAAGUUACAAAUGCCGUACUGAAGCUGAUCGAACGAGAGCGUAACGGUGAAACGAUUGAUUCCUGUCUCAUUUCUGGUGUAAUCAGUAGCUAUGUUGAAUUGGGGGUAGAAGAAGCAUCGCCGAAAGCACGCGGCCAAAUUUUGACCGUUUACAAGGAAAGCUUUGAAAAUGCCUUUCUACAGGAUACCGAACGCUUUUAUGCAGCUGAAAGUGCCGAAUUUCUUCGGCAAAAUCCAGUUACCGAGUACAUGAAACGCGUUGAACAACGCUUGAACGAAGAAUCAAAACGUGUCCAAGUUUAUUUGCACGAAAGCACACUCGUCCGCCUAGGUAAAACUUGUGAACGCGUUCUCAUAGAAAAACAUCUAAAUAUUUUUCAUACUGAGUUUAGGAAUCUUCUGGACUCGAACAAAAAUACGGAUAUGGGACGCAUGUACACGCUGGUGUCUCGCAUCAGCGGGG
Molecule: messenger RNA, 919 nt
Organism: Contarinia nasturtii (swede midge)
Lineage: Eukaryota; Metazoa; Arthropoda; Insecta; Diptera; Cecidomyiidae
Product: cullin-1-like
Exons: 4
Biological process (GO): protein ubiquitination; SCF-dependent proteasomal ubiquitin-dependent protein catabolic process
Cellular component (GO): SCF ubiquitin ligase complex
Molecular function (GO): ubiquitin protein ligase binding
Source: RefSeq, a predicted model, not a curated record